AGCGUGGAAUGAGGGUGGACGAUCGUUUCGCUCCUCUGUGUUGUGCUGCUGCACUGUGAGGGGAGGUGGAGGGCCUGAAGAGGAGGUUAGGGCAGCCGAGGUCGACCCAGAGCUCCUGCCAGGGCGCUGGCGAGAGCGGGUCGGGGAGAGGGCGGCCAGGCCAUCCUCCGCUGUCCGAGUUUCCGUACUCAAGCCAUUUUGGCUCAAGUGGCCAUUUCGGGCCAAGAGGCUAUCGUCGCUCGUUUGCCGAGCACCCCAGACCUGCGCAAACGAACCGGUCGGAACAGUAGACGAAUGGUGGAACGCAUAUUGUUCCCCGUUGUUCCAUUGUGGUUGCUCUUCAUUGCUGUUGUUGUUUCGUUCGCAUGCUCGUCGCGUGAUGGUUCCAUUCGCGCGUAUAUAUUCGCAGAUAGUAUCAGGGUCUCGCGGACCAUUGCGCACCCGUUUUCAUCGAUGCAGAGCGAAGGAGUCCCAGGUGCUGGGUGCACAGGCCCCAGGGAGAGUGCAUUGCAUGGCGCGAGCCAGUAUAACAGCUCAGGGUGCACUGAAGUGAUUCCGCAUGGUCGCAAGGUGCUUUUGUAUGGCGCUAUGGGUCGGCACAAUUUCGGUGAUAUGCUGAUGCCGUGGAUCGUUGAAACGAUGCUGCAAAGACGCUACGGUUUCUGUCCCGACGAUUUCUUGCAUGCUGACGUUGCAGGCGCCGAUCUGCGGGCGUAUGGCGGUCAUCUUGUCAUCGGCGUUGGCUCUUUGUUCUCCAACAUGUACAAUGGCUCUCUCGAUGUGAUCUUUUGUGGGGGGGAAACUCUCCAGGACAUCUCGCUCAACAUUGCGAUGGGCAUGUUCGGACGUGGUUUCAAAGCUUGCAAUGCGGACGACUUCAUGCACAGAGGCCACAGUCUGGCCUACUUGCUUCCCAAGGACAAGUUUGCCAAACCUGGCUUGUUCAUCGCCAACACAGUUGGAGGUCCAGGCACCUCAAGAAUCAAUCAGAGCUGGUUUGACCAUUGCACGCUCCGCCAAAAUCUUCAUCGGGCUGGCUACGAAGACUGCCUGGCGGCCCCAGACAGCGUGAUCAUGAUCAACAUUUUGUUUGGCGAAUCCAUAUCUCUUCGCACAAACGGCCUACCAAUGGGGAGAUAUUUCGCUUGGCAGUUCAACUCGAGAGUUCACUUUGACGAUGGAUUCGUUGAUGCUAUUUUGGCAGCGGCGAGAACGAACAACUUCAGCAUCGUCAUGUUCCGAGCAGGCGCUGCGCCUGGCCACGAUGGUCUGAAGCCGUAUGAGGCUAUGAAGUCCAGGCUUGAAAAAACAGACUCUUCAAUUGCUGUGACCGUAUUCGACGGGCUCAACAUUUGGGACAUAAGUGCUUUAAUAUCCAGGGCAACGCUUUUGAUUUCCACAAGUUUGCACUGCCGUAUCAUCGCUUUCUCCUUCUAUGUGCCUCGCGUGACAGUUGUUUUGGGGCCCAACGGUACACAAGUCGGGGGGAACAAGCACUUCGCAUUCAUGAGGGACUGGGACGGGGACUGGGAUUACAGUAACGAUGCUGCGGAUGCGCGAAUUGGCCUUUCAAUCCAAGAAGCUCUCCGGCCUUCGAGUAAGGUUGUCUUCGACAACAACACGCGACGGGGCGUCGGCAUAUACGAGAAUGUAUUCAAGACGUGGGCUGACAGUCUCCACAAGCAUUGGAAAUCGCAUGGCAGGAGUGGACGCCAGUGAGAACAAUACGGACCGAGAUGUUCAUGGUUUGUAAUGCGCAUUCUUGCCAUCUGUCUCACCACCAUACAUACGUAAUUUGGAGAGACUUCUAUUAUUAGUGGGGAAAAAACAGCCUCCGCUGUCCGAGUUCGUUGACGCCCGCAGGAGUUAUCAAGCAGGAGACCUCCCCAACCAUCGGGCCCUCAACUCUCUGAAAUUUGCGAGGGCGCGUUGAUCAGUUAAUUAGUGUCCCUGUUCUUGCAUAAAUGCUGUGUAUUCGAUAGUCUGUGAGCAGUUCUAGGUGGAUUCGGACAUCGCGGAGUGUGCCCCAAAUUCAACGAGAUGUCAAACAGUGAUUGUUCAUAUUGUGUCGGUCGGAUUUUAAUCUGCAGUCGUCGACCUUUUGGGGUUGCAGGAGCCUUGUGGCAAUCCACUUCGUGUCAAGGGCACGGUGGCGGAUCUCUCUCUCUCUCUCUCUCUCUUGGAGGUGUGCUUUGGCAUAAGGCCAUGCAAGAAUGCUAGGCACUUGGUUGUUGGUGGGCAAGUGGACGCUGAUCCCGUGCAUUGCUGUUUGUUUUGCCGCGUCCGCCCAGCCGCGUCUACGUGAGCAUGGGCGACUCGCGCUGAUUCGUGGCGCCUGAGCCGGUGAGGAAGAGGAGGGGG
Prorocentrum cordatum is the source of this 2361-nucleotide messenger RNA. The record is from the annotation of a GenBank genome assembly. NCBI's taxonomy places the organism in Eukaryota, Dinophyceae, Prorocentrales, Prorocentraceae.